AAUGUCUUCGACGACGACGCCGACACACCAAAUGACUCUGGGGGAACUUGUUGAAGACCUUUCCAAAAGAUAUCAUGAUCACUUUCCUACGGAAUCCAGAAGAAAAUCCGAUACAUUGGUACGCUGCACGACAUGCCGGAAGCGGAUACCAUCCCGCAAAAUGGGAAAACAUAUUCUAUCAAAACAUCCCCAGCAGAAUGAAAACCCAGCACCCUCGUCACAAUCUCAAUGACGGUGUCACGAAUUUAGCUAACGGUUUCAUUGUUGGGGGAUUUCAUUGCCGAUGUU
Molecule: messenger RNA, 288 nt
Organism: Somion occarium
Lineage: Eukaryota; Fungi; Basidiomycota; Agaricomycetes; Polyporales; Cerrenaceae
Source: the annotation of a GenBank genome assembly